Molecule: messenger RNA, 1098 nt
Organism: Mycena indigotica
Lineage: Eukaryota; Fungi; Basidiomycota; Agaricomycetes; Agaricales; Mycenaceae
Exons: 2
Coding region: 1-1098 (365 amino acids)
Biological process (GO): carbohydrate metabolic process
Source: RefSeq, a predicted model, not a curated record
AUGGCACUGUGCAACUUCACAGUCAACCCCUUCGCUCUUGACCCUGGGUUCAACAUCGCUCUGGUCACGUCUGUCGCAAUCGACUUGGCAGUUCAUUCUUGGGAGGUGGGCACUCUCUCACAAGCACUCCUUGAGCUGUACGACCCGCAAUACUCGGUGUUUGGCUCCUCCCCGUUUCCGGUGCCCAGUGUCUCUCCGGAAUGUGUUCCUUCUCUCUCCUAUGCAGUUGAGCGAAUAGUCCUUGGAAGCGGGCCCAAUGGCUUUGCUGACGCAGAGGGCGCGCUCGCUGAUCCCGCGAGUCUCGGAGUAAGCGCUGUGUUAUUGGGCAAACACGAUGCCCGUUAUGCGGACGCGGUUCUGAGUGAGAUCGAUUACAUCACCACUGCCGCGCCACGGUUUUCGAACGACGCCAUCUCCCACCGAGUGUCUGUCGCCGAGUUAUGGGCCGACUUCAUCUACAUGGUCCCGCCAUUUCUCGCAUAUGCUGCAGCCGACCUGGACGACACCGACCUCUUGUUCGAGGCCUAUCGGCAGUGUGGGCUAUACCGCGAAAUACUCCGGCCCCCCACCGGACCGGGCGUCUGGCAGCACAUCAUCGGGCCAGAGCACCAAGAUGUGUGGCCCUGGUCAACGGGCAAUGCCUGGGCAGCGGCAGGCAUGGUCCGCGUGCUUGCCACGAUAAGCAAGUCGCCUAGAGUAAACUGGACACAGGAUGCCAUAGAAAAUCUUUCGGUGUGGAUACUGGAGAUCAUCGAUGGCGCCAUGAGCUUCACCAAAGAGGAAGGACUCGUGCGAAACUACCUCGAGGACGGAUUUGGGGAGGUGGCGGGUUCGUGUCUGUUUGCGGCAGCCAUCUACCGCAUGGCCGUCCUGCAGCCUGAGGUCCCUCGCAAUGGGGAACACAUCAUCUGGGCCGACGCAAUUCGCGCCACAAUGGCACUACACAUUACGAGCGGGGGAAUAGCAACCCCGGCUGUCAAUCCAAUGAACCCUACAGAUCCCAAACCACUCUUCACAGGAUCGCCAGAGGGCAACUCAUUUGUUGUCCUUAUGUAUGCUGCAUGGCGUGAUUGCGUUCUGGUUGGUAUUUGUUCGUAG